GGUCUAUUUUUGUAGAUGAUGUUCACCAAUCUAAAUACCUUUGUUUAUCCUACAGACUUCCCGGGAUUGUGCUUCGCGUCAACCCGCUGCGCGACCGUCGAGCCAGGUAACACCUGGGAUUUGGCGCCGUUCUGUGGCCGCAGCAUGUGCGUCAUCAGCCAGGACACGCCUCCGCGUCUACUCGAGUUGGUCGAAGACUGCGGACCCCUGCCACUCGCCAAUCCCAAGUGCAAACUCGACACUGACAAGACAAACAAGACCGCACCUUUCCCCGACUGCUGUCCUGUCUUCACAUGCGAGGAUGGCGUGAAACUGGAGUACCCUGAACUCCCCACAGCCGCUCCUGAAGAGGAAAAGACAGCGGAAGAGAAACCUAAGGCUUAAAUGCAAAAUUUAGAAUAAAAAAAUAAAUUAGGCGCCAAAUUAUAAAGCACCUUGAUGCUUCGGAUAGAUCCAAAAUUGAAAUCAGUAAAACAAUUUGAUAUUUUCAAGGUGAUAUUCCUAUUAUUAAGAAAUACGAUUGGUCUCAAUAUAUCGUACACAAAUCGAUGUUAAUUUUAUGUUCAUUCUAUACUCAAUAACGGUAUCCACUUUCUAAACGUAUUGGUAUUUAACACCGACGACUAACAAUGGAAUCACAAUAGUAUACCAAAUUCAAAAGCCCAUUUCCCAUUUCCUGUCUUUUAUAUCACGACAAAUAUCAGUCAUUUCAUUGUUUGAGAAGAAUAAAGGUUGUUUGUUUUUUUUACACAAAAAGAAUGUUCGGAUUACGAUUUUGUAUGUGAUUGUCGAUUUUUUUUUAGAAGUUAUCGGCUUUUUUUACUUGAAUACCGACCUAUUAUAAGGUAAUGUUUGUGAUAU
Papilio machaon (common yellow swallowtail) is the source of this 861-nucleotide messenger RNA. RefSeq lists its product as uncharacterized. The transcript has 2 exons. The record is from RefSeq and is a predicted model, not a curated record. NCBI's taxonomy places the organism in Eukaryota, Metazoa, Arthropoda, Insecta, Lepidoptera, Papilionidae. Bases 16 to 384 code for a protein of 122 amino acids.